AUGGAACCAAAUACCCCUCUCAACCCCUCAAACAACACCACCGAAUUCAUCCCCCUCCCAUCCCAACACCACCCUCCCGCGCGCCUGAACGCUUCAUUCGCAAAACCCACCACCGAGGGCGACACGACCUCCUGGGAACCAGCCGAGGCGUGGGACAACCCCAUCUGGGGCUGGCUCCUCCUCAACCCCUCCACCAAUGAUCUCUACUUCUUCGACCGCGACGGGUCCUUCCACUGCGAGCUUCGCCUAGACGACCCUCAAGCACUAGUUGAGACGUCGCACGAUGUCAGCGCGCCAAACCAACUACAACGCCUCCUUGACCAUUUGAGGAACGAAACCGCCUUCCGCGCCCUCAGCAACAUGCUCGCUGUCGCCGUGUCCGGGAAAGAUUCGGACGUUUACGCUGAACUCGCGGACUCGUCUCUCCCUGGUUAUCCGUUUGCGUUGGUUACGGUGGCGUUUGGGGUCGAGCUCGCAACUGCAACCCUAGCGCCUGAAGAUGCCGCCCACCUCCCUGCGUUCAAGCUGGAGCUCGGCAGCGCCGAUAGGAGCUACGACGGCCUCGUGGGCUCAUGGCCCUGCCUCUCCACCAACUCCCUCGCCUUCGACUUCAGUAAAUUCUGCACCCACGUCGCCCUCCUUUUGGAUGGCUCCUAUGCUCCAGAGCCGAGUUCAGCUAGCCCCGUCGAGCUUAUCGCGCCCGCCAAUUACCCCUCCCUACCCCCUUCUCCUCCCCCUCUCGCCACCUCCACUGAAGCACCCGCAACCGCGCAACGCAAGAAUCUCACGGUAUUCGGCGCGCUUGUUGACCCUUCCACACCCCUCCACGCCGCCUGCGAGGGUUUGGAAACGAAGGAGCUCAACCUCGAGCCGUGGGUGCGGGAGCGUGCGGUUGAGAAGAUUAAAGUGUUUUUUCACGCGCGCUCGGUUGAUGGGAUAAGGAAUGUGGCGGGGAUGAAGAUUGGUGGUGGUGGGGUGGGUGAGGGGGCGACGGAUGGGGAUACGGCGAAGGAUAGGGGCAAAGUAGCGUCGCUGGGGACGGCGGAGUGGGAGUGGUUGCAGCCGUACGAGAAGAAGAGGGAAGGAGGUGGGCUGGGAGAGGAGAGGCUGGGGGAAGAGCGGCCCAGGUUUGAAGCGGGGGCGGGUGGGGCGUUGGAGGGGUUUUUGCUUGUUCGGAAGCCGGGAGGUGGGGAGGGCUGA
Mytilinidion resinicola is the source of this 1200-nucleotide messenger RNA. RefSeq lists its product as uncharacterized. Lineage: Eukaryota; Fungi; Ascomycota; Dothideomycetes; Mytilinidiales; Mytilinidiaceae. The coding region runs from base 1 to 1200 and encodes 399 amino acids. The record is from RefSeq and is a predicted model, not a curated record. The transcript has a single exon.